Molecule: messenger RNA, 2190 nt
Organism: Kwoniella mangroviensis CBS 8507
Lineage: Eukaryota; Fungi; Basidiomycota; Tremellomycetes; Tremellales; Cryptococcaceae
Exons: 3
Coding region: 1-2190 (729 amino acids)
Source: RefSeq, a predicted model, not a curated record
AUGCUUGCCGCUCAACUUCAACCUCAACCGACUCAUAUAUACCACCAGAACAACAUGAGUAGGAUAACGACUACUCCAGGGUGGGAUGAACAGAUUGUACCGACUUUGAAGAAGCGUCUAGAAUCUGAAUCCCAAUAUCUCACCAAGAGACUAUCAGCCGCAUCAUUUGAAGAUCAACAUCAGCAACCUGCUACUGCUGUAUCCUCUUCCUCCUCCUCAAAACUCAAUUCCUUCCCUCAAUCACCCACAUUCGGUGUAUUUCAACAAAAUCCACCCGGAUCCUCCUCUUCCUCGGGUAUACCUAGAAGUCGUACCAAGUCUGGUCCAUUCCUGAAUGAUACGCGUCAACUUAACGGUAACAACGGUGGACAGUCGAAUGGGAAAAGACCUUCACCACGUAUAGACACCUCUUCCAUUUCUUCACCUAAGAUCCCUUCUGCAGCUCUACCAUCUAGAAUACCUACCAGACCUCGAUCGAAAUCACAACUUGCCUCUUCCUCAUCUAGACCUAUACCUGUCCAUUCAGAUUCCCAACCUCCUCCUUUACCCACUGCCUCAACCGAAAGGUCAAUCUCAGGUAUACCCGUACUUACCACUCGCUCUAGAUCUAGAUCACCUUCGAAACGCCUACCUUCAACUAAAAUGAGCGUAGCAGUAAUGGAAAACAGGAGGGAAAGUUUGGAAUUAGGAUUAGGUGGAACGAGGAUAAAAGAGGGAUUCAUCAAAAAUGAAUUACCGCCGUUCAAGAUGAAUCCUAAUGAAGCGUUAAGAAUAGCAGAGAAAGGACAUCAGUUGAAUGAUGAAGAGUCCAGCAAUUGUAGAACGAGUUAUGAUUCGUCCAGAAUGGCGGAAAGGAAAAGAUCAAUAUCUAUGAAACCGAAUAAUCUACAUCCUAAACCCAAUGGGCAUAUGAUGGAAAGAAGUGGAUCAUCGGGAUCUGAUAGAUCUGCCAGAAGGAAUAGUCGACCAUCCACUUCGUCCGCUGCCACGGGAACGAGGGGAUAUGGUAUAUCUACUUCUCACACGGGAUUGGGACUAGGUAUGGGUCAACCAUCUUCUUCGAGAUUAUCAAAUGGAAGAACAACUCAAAGAACAGGAUCAUCCAGAUCACCAAUCAACGGUUCUUCUUCAACGGCGUUUAACGCUCCUCGAUCAGCUUCGUUGAACUUGUUAUCUGCUAGUCCAUCUAUGUCGAUGAAUGGGAAUGGUACACCGCCCAGUGCAAGAUUAGGUGUAGCUGCUCAUUUCAUACCUCCCGAAUCUACUUAUACGCCACCGAAGGGGACGGAUUGGGAUGAUGUGGUCUUACCUACCGUAGCGAAGAAAUUGGGUAUAAAUGAGAGUGAAAAAGAGGGUGGCGGAGCAUUGGUGGGAGAAGGGGAUCUGGCAGUUGAGUGGGAUAAAGAUGGAACACCGAUCAGAUGGGUGAAAAGGAAGGUUGUCAGUGGAGGGAAUGGCUCGGCGAGGGUUGGGUUGGGAUUGGGUGAUUCGACUGGUAGCCAGAACUCGAUACAACCCAAUGAUAUCACCCCUACACGUACACACGCAUUCUCACCUUCAUUCGAACCAUCCCCUGAUAAUCCUUUACAACCCCGUCAAAGACCUUCUUCUGCAUCACUCCGAAAUAGACCUUCUGCUUCUUCCGAUAUGGAACUCACUACAUUACGCACGACGAACGGUCAGCCCGUAUCGUUAGGUCAACCUAUAGAUCGAUCUUCUUCUCCAUCGAGAAAUAACGCAUAUUAUCCAGGUGGUGAACCUUUCCCAUCCCAGGGGGUAGGUGUGCAUAGAAAGACGAGCUCUCAGAAUAUGUCCACAUCAUCGCCCAUAAGUGGACUUUUCUCGAACCCUGCUCUAAAUAGGAAACCAUCUACUUUGAAGAAACAGAAUCACUUGACUCCAACUGUAUCAAGACAGGGGUCGGAAUUGUCACUAAGGACCAGAAACGCUUCGAAUGUAGGCAGAAACAAUAACAGUAACAAUAAAUUCGGACCUGGACCUGGUUCCAGUCAAAAUGGACACGGAAAUGGACAGAUGAGUAUACCUGGUACGACGCAUAGGAUCACUGAUGCGAUUUAUGAGAACCAACUGGCAAGAAGGGAAGGCAGGGUUAAUGAGAAAGGUGGAGGAGCUAAGGCUAGGAAGGACGAUGAUAUGCAUGGGAAGGGAUGUGGAUGUUUGAUCAUGUAA